AUGGCUGCUGAUCCAGCAGAGACAAAGCAGGUAGGAGACCCCGUCAGCAGUGGCGGCGCCCACCGCAGCCGGCACGGGCAGGGCAGCCGGGGAUGGGAUGGCCGAGACAGAUGGGACCCCCCCUCUCGGUGCGGUCGGCGCGGUGACCACGGACCACGUGGCAGGACAGACACCCCCCUCGGCAUGGCCGGCGGAGCGGCCACAGGCCACGCGGCUGAGACCGGGGCAGACGAACUCACUGGCGGGGCCGGAGCCGUAACAGGGGCUGGAUCGAGUGGUGUAGCCGCGAGCAGCGAGACCGGGGACGGGGGCUGGGGGGAGUGCAGCAGUGAACGGCUUGCUGUUCUAACUACUGUUUCACACACAAACAUCCUUAAUUACUCCGGUGACUCGCCCAGCCGGAUACUUAAGCACGGGCUUACAGUAUCAGGUUUAAGCUCCAAUGUACAUCAAGUCUGGGCCCGGUGCAGUGUCAGCUGUGAUGCAUGUUUAAAAGGAAAUUUUCGAGGUCGCAGAUACAAGUGUUUAAUUUGCUACGAUUAUGAUUUGUGCGCAACUUGUUAUGAGAGUGGUGCAACAACAACAAGGCAUACAACUGACCAUCCAAUGCAGUGCAUACUAACAAGAGUAGAUUUUGAUUUGUAUUAUGGUGGAGAAGCUUUCUCUGUAGAGCAGCCACAGUCCUUUACUUGUCCUUAUUGUGGAAAGAUGGGUUAUACAGAAACAUCUCUUCAGGAACAUGUUGCUUCGGAACAUGCAGAAACAUCAACAGAGGUGAUCUGUCCAAUAUGUGCAGCAUUACCUGGAGGGGAUCCUAAUCAUGUCACAGAUGACUUUGCAGCUCAUCUUACACUGGAACACAGAGCUCCUAGAGAUUUAGAUGAAUCUAGUGGCGUUCGGCACGUACGUAGAAUGUUUCAUCCGGGCCGAGGUUUGGGAGGCCCCCGUGCACGUAGAUCAAACAUGCACUUUACUAGCAGUUCCAGCAGUGGGCUUUCAUCUUCUCAGAGUUCAUAUUCUCCAAGCAAUAGAGAAACCAUGGAUCCUAUAGCUGAGCUUUUAUCUCAGUUAUCAGGCGUGAGACGUUCUGCAGGGCAGCUCAAUUCUUCUGGACCUUCUGCUUCUCAGUUACAGCAGCUGCAGAUGCAACUGCAGUUGGAAAGACAGCAUGCACAAGCAGCAAGACAACAACUGGAAACUGCACGCAAUGCCACUAGACGCGCUAACACAAGCAGCAUACCGACCACUCUUACACAAUCUAUAGCAGCAACCAAUACAUCUAACACAGAAAACAAUCAUCAGACUAUACAGAAUUCCCAGUUUCUUCUUAUGAGGUUGAAUGAUCCCAAGAUGUCAGAAGCAGAGCGUCAAUCAAAAGAAAGCGAACAGGCAGAUCACAGCUUGUUUGUUCAAGAGCUUCUACUGUCCACUUUGAUGCAGGAAGAAAGUUCCUCCUCAGAUGAGGAUGAACGGGGAGAGAUUGCUGAUUUUGGUGCUAUGGGCUGUGUAGAUAUUAUGCCUCUAGAUGUUGCUUUAGAAAACCUAAAUUUAAAAGAGAAUAAUAAAGGAAAUGAGCCUCCUCUUUGAUGGCAUCCCACUUUGCAGACAAUGUCCCCUGUGCUGUAUUUGCCAAUGAAAGUGGACAACAACUAUCUUGGGUUUGUUUUGGUGAUUGUAAUUUCAGGUCUGUCACUCUUGUUACAUUGUGUACAUUCAAAGGAAAAGAGAAAAGAUAUAUACGAUAAUCAUUUCCACUUAACCAAUUUUUACUUUUAGCAGAUAAAUAUAGGUUGCAGUGCAGAGAAAAAAAAGCUCUGUGUCCUGUAGCUUGACGUGCAAAAAGCUCUCCUAAUACUCCACAUUCAAACUGAAGAGGAAAAAAUGAAAAAAAUCUCUAAUGAAGCUGCUGUGUGUAUUUAUGAAUAUUAAUGAAUAAAACUUGCUUGGAUGGUUUA
Molecule: messenger RNA, 1955 nt
Organism: Melospiza georgiana
Lineage: Eukaryota; Metazoa; Chordata; Aves; Passeriformes; Passerellidae
Product: E3 ubiquitin-protein ligase KCMF1-like
Exons: 8
Coding region: 1-1587 (528 amino acids)
Biological process (GO): synaptic signaling
Cellular component (GO): plasma membrane
Molecular function (GO): zinc ion binding
Source: RefSeq, a predicted model, not a curated record